Physella acuta is the source of this 927-nucleotide messenger RNA. RefSeq lists its product as uncharacterized. The record is from RefSeq and is a predicted model, not a curated record. NCBI's taxonomy places the organism in Eukaryota, Metazoa, Mollusca, Gastropoda, Physidae. Gene Ontology annotation, molecular function: heme binding; oxygen binding.
AUAAACUCAGCACAAAUGACAGGCUUUCUAUGAGAAAAUAAAAACAACCAUGGGCUGUUCCAUCUUUAAAAGUUCGCAUGGCUCUUCGCAGUCUCCGGAAAUCGCCAAAAUCGUGGAGCGGCGACGGUCACGCGGGGCGUCAGCUUCAGGGCGCUCGUCUGUUUCUUCUACACCAAGAGGAUCAUUGAGGUUAUCGAGCAUGCCUAUUGAGAUCAUCAAUGCCCAUAGAAUCAACCGAAUCCUCAACAACUACAACACAUCGUCCGUGUUUGUUACGGUAGACAAGUGCCCAACCCUGGAUCCCAAAGACGUUGAGAAACUUCGAGCGUCUCUCAAGAUAGUGACCAACCCUCCCAACCCCGACCAAGAUUUACACCACUUUUCACAGUGGCUCUCCAAACAAUUUGAUAUACUCGACUACUACUUUUCAAAUACCAAUGUAGACAUACCGUCUAUACCGUAUCUUUCUCAGGAUGAAAAGGUGGCACAUCAUCAAAAAGAAGUGAACAGAGUCAUUAUAAAUUGCUUUGAAAUGGCGUUUAAUCAAAAUCUUAGCUCUGCUCAAACCACUUUGAAAAGACUCGGUGCUUUCCAUGCAGAGUUCUAUGUGACAGGUAAGGACGUGAUGGCUUUUGAAGAAAGUUUCUUAUUUUUCGUGGAGUCGAUGGACAAAACGAUGACACCCAGCCGUCAAACAGCUCUGGAAGAGCCAUGUAGCAUAUGUAUUUCAUUCCAUGAUUGUAGGCAUCAAUGAAUAUAAUGAUAGGAUUUUACGGAGUCUUGGGCCUAAGGAUUACAAGAAGCAAAGAACCAACUCCAUGUUCAAGUUAAAAAAAUCGUAACCUCGCUAUGCUGUUGGUCCUGGUGAGCUGCAGACAAGUCACGUGUUCUGUCGCCCGUCUCUCGGGUGCUGUGGAGUCAAAUAAA